Messenger RNA from Cryptotermes secundus, 3324 nucleotides. Its product is annotated as carbonic anhydrase 7. Bases 275 to 1231 code for a protein of 318 amino acids. The record is from RefSeq and is a predicted model, not a curated record. NCBI's taxonomy places the organism in Eukaryota, Metazoa, Arthropoda, Insecta, Blattodea, Kalotermitidae. Gene Ontology annotation, cellular component: cytoplasm. Gene Ontology annotation, molecular function: carbonate dehydratase activity; zinc ion binding. The transcript has 8 exons.
CGCGUGACAAGUGCCGGUCGCAGUAUGAAGCUUGUGGUUGCCGCGAACCUGCUGCUCGCCUUGCUGCUAUCAGUUCACGAGGCGCCGCUGUAAUAUUUGGCAACUACAAGCUUAUCGUGCUUCUGCGACACUGCAUACCGUUUUAAAUGCCACUCUGUGUUACUGCCUGUUUCAAGCGCCUUCAUCUACUGCAGAGGAUACUUAGUGUGAAGGACAUUGACGUUGAGGGCAGACGGCAACACAGGAGAACUGCCACGAGUCUUGCACCACUAGGAUGUCGGAUGGACUUCUACCUCGUGGCUGUCUACCCGCCUGGACCAGCGACACAAAGGGGCAUAUGUUUGGGUACGACGACCACAAUGGGCCUUCGCAUUGGGCAGAGGAGUACGAGACCUGCGCCGGAAAGUUUCAGUCUCCCAUAGAUAUAGAGGAACACCUCGUGACACAGGUGCGCCUGCCGCCCUUGCACUUCCAUGGCUUUCAGAGCGAGCCAAUCUCCAGCACGGUCACCAACAAUGGGCAUACAGUGAUGCUGCAGAUGAAUAUGUCGAAAAUGGCGUCAGUGUCUGGAGGGCCCCUCAAGGGGAACUAUUUGUUCACGCAGCUGCACUUCCAUUGGGGCUAUAACGAUUCCGUGGGAAGUGAGGACACAAUUAACAACCACACGUUUCCACUGGAGCUGCACAUAGUCAUGUACAAGGAGAACUAUGGGACCUUUGAAAAUGCCACACAUUACAAAGAUGGUCUCACAGUGCUUGCUGUCUUCUAUGAGACUGCUUUCUGCUUGCAGAUAUAUGAGACAGAGAACCAAGUGUACUCAGAGAUUGUGCAGCUGCUGCCAUUUGUGACAAUGCCCAACUCACAACACCAGCUCAAAAAGCUGAUCACACUGGACUCACUGCUGCCAAUGACAAAGCAUCUCUACUUCACGUACAAUGGUUCACUCACCACACCGCCCUGCCUGGAAGUAGUCACCUGGAUUGAAUUCAAGCAACCCAUUCUACUGUCUCACUACCAGGUUGAAGCUUUCCGUAAACUAAAAUCAAGAGAAGGCUUGAUGACACACAACUUCCGUCCAGUCCAGCCCUUAAGUGGUCGCCCCGUGUGGUUCAAUGUGGCUGAUGACAUGAGCCAUGAAAAAAGGGGUCAUGAUAGUGCAGCCAACCCCCUUGAGACAAGUUAUGUCCUUGUAUCAUUUUUUGUGCUACUGCUGUCAGUGCUAGAACGGUGAAAUGUCAGUGGAACAGACUGCUUUUGUAUGGAAUUCUGACAAAGUUUUUAAGAAACACUCAAUCUGAUGCCAUGACUCGGGAACAGUGAGAAGAGCCUGAAUGUUCCUUUCCAUUGUCCCCUAUGUAACUAUUUACUUGUCUGGUAUCCACUUACAAGACAAUGUAGCAUCACAACCCAUAACACAACUUGAAUACACAUGACUGUGAGAACCUCCAAUCAAACAUUAUCCACUAUUUUGCAUUUCAGUGGAAGGAAUGAACUUCACUCAUAAUUUGUGCCACUGAGUAAAUGUCUACUUCCAUAUAUGAUGUGCUACACAGACAGCAUCUCAAAGACAAGCAGAAAUAUUUCUGUAGUAUUCAAUUUUUAGAGAAGCUGUCCAUAUGUGUAAGUACUAUCAAAUAUGGCAAUCAUUUUGUUAGAAUGAGAGAUAAGCUGUGAGUAUUCUUCCUUUGGCAGACAGGUUUUAUGGACUUCACUUGUGAUAAUAUAACAAUUAUUUUUCUAAUCAUUGUGUUGGACUGAAGGUCAAUUAAUUCCACUUCAAAUGUCUUAGAAAUCCUGCCUACAUUGUUGCUGAAUUGUGGGGAGCAAUGUCUGCUGUUUCAGAAUGUAUUUGGAUGUUAUCAAGUAUUUUCUGAAAUUGCCACAGCAAUUCUGUGGUUCUGUAUAUGCACUUCACAUAUUCUUCUUCCGAAAACUUUAUUAUUCUUUAAUUACAGAAAAUAUAUAUUCAAUAUAUAUAAAUUUAUAUUAAACACAAUAACUUAAUUCUGAAACUUGGUCAAGGGCCACAUGUCCCCCAUGGGUUGGACUAUGCAUGGUGCUACUUUAAACUCUACCCCACUUCUGGCCACUUCAGAGAAUGGUGAGGGGUUUUAAUAUUACUUCAAGUACCUGUUAUAGAGUGAAAAACAUGGCAACACCACAACACAUUCAAUGAUCCCAUUAUUUAAUUGUCAAUUCUAGACAAACACAACAAAAUGGUCUUCGACUUUGUCAUGAAAACACAAAAAUUGAUAUAGUUACAAUGUAGUUGCCAUCCAGAUGCAACAGAUAUUCCACUGAUGUUCAGUCCUUUCUGACACAUAACAUAACAUGUAAGAAUAUCUGUGAUGACUCAGGGCAGAUUGUGUUCUUUAGUCUGAACAAGGAUGCCUUCAAUGAACAGGAGCACCCUGGCAUCAAGUGUGAUGAAAAUGAUGAUCAAGCAAGUGUUAACUCAAGAACAUUUUUUUUGCAAGUAUUUUGGAAAUUAUAGAUUGCAAACUUUUCUAACCAGUUCCCAAAGUAGAGUGAAACCCUCAUGCAAUGCUUCUCUUCAGAACGGUAGAUCUGAACAUAAAACUGAGGAAACUCUUUAAUGGAAGUAAUUUAAUACCAUAAUUAGGAUUUGGGAUAACUGAAAUGGAAUGUUAAAUGAGGAAAAACCUUAAUCAAAAAACAAUAAACAGAGGACUUCAAUGUAUUAGCUAGUAGAACAUUAUUUUCACAUUAUGUUUAAAACUGAAAAAUGGUGCAAGAUUAUUUCAUUUCAUGCAUAAAAACUGGUUGAGGACAUACAAGGAACACAAAUAUCACAUACGGGUCUCUUGCAUUCUGGAUACACAUCUGUGAGUGAACAAGGAUUUUCCAUGAUGAUCAGCUUAAAAUGUGCAGAAUAACGGACUAUAAUGUUGAAGAUAUGUUGCACUUUGCCAUUAGCAAGAUACAUCGCCAUGCUUGAGAAGAAUACAGCCAUAAACAGCAUAUUAAUAGUAAUAAGUUUUAAUACUUAAGAUGAAAGAAUUUGAUAUAAUAAAAGCAUCCAAAUAUGUCAAUGGGGUUUGUAACUUUUUACAUUUUACCGCUGAUGUCAUACAGUAGUAUGAAGUUUGUUGUAAGUAUAUCAUUAAAGAUAUUUUUCAACUUCUCUGAAAUUAUGAAAAUACCAUUUUAACUUUAAUUUAAUUAUCCAUAAUACAGCACUGUGCUUUCCACCUGCUGAAUUUUUUGAUGCAUUCCUCCCUAAUGUUAAUUAACAAAAUAUUAGAAUUUUCAUAUGAGCUGGAAUAGCUCAGUUGGUAUAGCAACUGACUACAGGCUGGAGGA